CCCGCACCGGGCGCUGACCCCCUCCCACAACCCCCCCAGGCGCCGGGCCGCAUGAACAAUAGGCGGCGGUACCGGCCCCGCCGCCCCCCGCAGCGCCCGGCAGCCGCGGGCGCUUCCCCCUAUGGAGCAGCCUCGCCAUGGAGCCCCUCACAGAGCUCAGCCAGGAGGGCGCGGGCGGCGGGGAGCCGCCGGGCGGCGGGCCGCUCUGGACCGCCGUCUUCGAGUACGAGGCGUGCGGCGAGGACGAGCUGAGCCUGCGGCCGGGGGACGUGGUGCAGGUGCUGUCCCGGGACUCGCACGUGUCCGGCGACGAGGGCUGGUGGACGGGCAAGAUCGACCAGCGCGUCGGCAUCUUCCCCAGCAACUACGUGAGCAGCGGCGUGCAGGGGGGCGGCCCGGAGCUGCGGGCCCGAUACCCGCCGCCCCCCGCCAUACAGCUCCUGGAGAUCGACUUCUCAGAGCUUGUUCUGGAGGAAAUCAUUGGCAUAGGGGGCUUCGGAAAAGUGUAUCGAGCUGUAUGGAUAGGAGAUGAGGUUGCUGUCAAGGCAGCUCGCUAUGAUCCUGAUGAGGACAUCAGCCAGACCAUUGAGAAUGUCCGUCAAGAGGCCAAGCUCUUUGCAAUGUUAAAGCAUCCCAACAUCAUUGCCCUCAGGGGCGUGUGUUUGAAGGAACCUAAUCUUUGCUUGAUCAUGGAGUUUGCCCGUGGUGGAUCACUAAAUAGAGUGUUGUCUGGUAAAAGGAUACCUCCUGACAUACUAGUGAACUGGGCAGUACAGAUUGCAAGGGGAAUGAACUAUCUGCACGAGGAAGCAAUUGUUCCCAUAAUUCACCGUGACCUGAAGUCCAGCAACAUACUGAUACUCGAAAAGGUGGAAAAUGGAGAUCUGAGCAACAAGAUAUUGAAGAUCACGGAUUUCGGCUUGGCCAGGGAAUGGCAUAAAACUACCAAAAUGAGCGCAGCUGGGACAUAUGCCUGGAUGGCUCCUGAGGUCAUCCGCUCCUCCAUGUUCUCCAAAGGCAGCGAUGUGUGGAGUUACGGUGUGCUGCUUUGGGAACUGCUAACAGGAGAAGUACCAUUCCGAGGAAUUGAUGGUCUUGCAGUAGCAUACGGUGUUGCCAUGAAUAAACUUGCCCUUCCAAUCCCUUCCACAUGUCCAGAGCCUUUUGCCAAACUCAUGGAAGAUUGUUGGAACCCUGACCCACACUCACGACCUUCCUUUGCCAGUAUCCUAGACCAUCUCACCGCCAUAGAAGAGUCUGGUUUCUUUGAAAUGCCCAAAGAUUCCUUCCACUCCUUGCAGGAAGAUUGGAAACAAGAGAUCCAAGAGAUGUUUGAUCAGCUCAGAGCCAAAGAAAAGGAGCUGCGCACAUGGGAAGAAGAGCUGACUCGUGCUGCUGUUGAACAGAAGAACCAUGAGGAGUUGCUACGAAGGAGGGAACAGGAGCUGGCAGAACGUGAGAUUGACAUCCUGGAAAGGGAGCUCAACAUCAUUAUCCACCAGCUGUGUCAGGAGAAGCCUCGGGUUAAGAAACGCAUGGGGAAGUUCAAGAGAAACCGGCUCAAGUUAAAAGAUGGCAAUCAUAUCAGUCUGCCUUCAGAUUUUCAGCAUAAAUUCACUGUGCAGGCUUCUCCAACGAUGGAUAAAAGGAAAAGCUUGAUCAGUAGCUGCUCCAGCCCUCCUGCAAGUCCUACCAUUAUUCCCAGACUCAGGGCCAUACAGUUGACUCCUGCUGAAAGCAGUAAAACAUGGGGGCGAAGCUCAGUCCUUCCAAAGGAGGAAGGAGAGGAAGAAGAGAAGAGAGGUCAAAAGAAAAAGGGACGCACUUGGGGCCCGAGCUCGCUUUGUCACAAGGAGCUAGGUGCAGGAGAAGAUGGUUUGAAAGCUCUGGUAGAAGGAUACAAACAGUGGUCAUCCAGUGCACCGAACCUUGGAAAGAUCCAGAGAACUGCGCCUGCUUUUCCAGGAUUCACCAGCUUAGCAGAGAUGGAUGAUGAAGACAGUGAAUGCCUUAAUGGGGAGGGCAAGGUGCACCCUUCACCCGGGCACAAUCAGUCAUACCUCUGCAUCCCAUUUCAGAAGAAUGAAGACUGGGAUGGCCCUUCUAGUGAUGCCAAUGAGGAGUCCACCCCUGUGAACUCUGCUACUAGUACCCCACAGCUGACACCCACCAACAGCCUCAAACGUAGUGGCUCCCACCACAAGCGAUGUGAGAUUGCAUUGCUUGGCUGUGGAGCAGUGCUGGCUGCUGCAGGCCUGGGUUUUGAUCUAUUAGAAGCAGGGAAGUGUCAGCUGCUGAUUGAGGAGGAGCCGGAGGCACCCAAAGAAGAGAAGAAGAAGCGUGACAGCCUUUUCCAGCGAGCUGGGCGCCCACGCAGGAGCACUAGUCCACCUUCCCGAAAGAUCUUCAAGAAAGAUGAUCCCAUGUUGUUGCUAGGCGAGCCAUCCACAUCCCUCACCCUUCUGUCCCUGUCUUCCAUUUCUGAAUGUAAUUCCACCCGGUCCCUGCUGCGCUCAGACAGUGAUGAGAUUGUGGUGUAUGAAAUGCCUGUCAGCCCGGUGACAGUCAAGGCUCCCUUGCCAGCCAUUACCAACCCACUAGUCAAUGUCCAGAUCGAGAGGUUCAAACAAGACCCCAACCAGUCCCUGACUCCCACCCAUGUGACGCUCUCUUCCCACACCCAGCAAAGCGGGCACAGGCGCACACCUUCUGAUGGGGCCAUCAAAGGGAGUGGACUAGUUGUCAAUGGGUGCCCAACCAGUGGAUGCCCUUCCAGUAGCUGUUUAACUGGAGCACUGGGAGCAGGUGUAUUAAAAACACCUAGUCCAAGUAGAGAUCCCAGUGAGGUCCCUCGCCUGCCAGACCCCAACCUUGUUUUCCCUCCAGCCCCGAGACGAUGGAAUGCACAGCAGGACCCCACACUGGAAAGACCCAAGACACUGGAAUUCCUGCCUCGGCCACGUCCAGCAGCCGGGCGGCAGCGGCUUGAUCCCUGGUGGUUUGUAUCACCCAGCAAUGCCAAGGGUGAAUCUUCUGCCAACAGUUCAAGCACUGAUACUCCAAGCAAUCUGGACUCUUGUUUUGCUAGUAGCAGCAGCACUGUAGAAGAGAGACCUGGACUGCCUGCACUGCUUCCUUUCCAGGUGGGUCUUCCUGUAGAGGAGCGGACACUGUUGGACAUAGAUGCUGAGGGGCAGAGCCAGGACAGCACCAUUCCGCUAUGCAGAAGUGAACUUAACACAAACAAAGCUGCAGCAUAUGAACUCAAGCAAGAAUUCUGGUCUUAGUAUGAAAUCCACUGGGGACAGUGAGCCCCUCUAAAUUCAAUCCUACUUUUUGCACUGAGAAUGCACUUUGAAGACAGAUGAGAUGGAGGGAUGCUACAGAGAUCAUAUGGUGCUGCCUCUGCUGAAGAUGUGUUGUUCAACUGCCUGCUUUUUGUCUGCAGUUGGAUGAAACUUGUCAGCUCUGAGCUGCUGACUUGCUGUGGGAUUUUUCUGUAGUCUUCCCUGCCCUCUUAUUGCAGUUUGAAUCUGCAAUAAGCUAAAAUUAUCAUAUCAAAGUCUUUGUUACUGACCUGGUAGGAUUUGGCACUUGCAGUAAGUAUAUUGAUAUCUAUCCUGGUAUUAAUCAGUAUUUUCAAAACUCAAAUAUUACACUGCAGCAGACACCAGUGUUUGAUGUUUUCCCAAGGAAUCCAGGGCAAAACCAAGUAAAUAUCUGGAGACUACAUUCUCUAAAAUGUGUUCAGAUCAUUAGAUAGGCCUGGAAUCAUGGUACCCCCACCAAAGGAGCAGAAGUAGCUAUCUUAGACUCACUUGUCCUCUUUUGCUCAUGUGAUAGUGCAAGGUGGAACAGAUUGCAGAGGAAAGGGCAUGGCAUCCCCACUGAUGGAGUUUUUUGAGAACAGACCAACUAGACUGUUGGGAAUGAGUAGGUGUAGUUGGUCCUGACUUCAAGGCAGAUUGGAUGGACUUCAGUGAUCUCUUGAGGUCCUUCUUGGCCCUAUUUUUCUAUGAUCCUGUGCUUUCAAAAAGAUGAAGGCUUAUGGUAUAGCUGUUAACUCUAGCUUGCUUUUUUGUUUAAAACUUUAGUUUCAUCAGCCUCCUUUCCCCAUCCUCUGUAUCCCAGGCUCGUAGUCAAGCUGCUGCAGCUUUGGGAGAGAAAUUAGCAGGAACUCUUUCUUUAAAGCUGUGUUGGCUUGGUUGUGUCCUCUCACUUGUUUGGUUUUUUUUUUUUCCUUCCUGGUUUUACUCCUUUCUUACACUUUUUAGGAGUGGCCCUUGAAACCCAAGACUGUUCUUCUGCGCACUGAUAAUUGUUUAAGGCUCUUUUGAAAUUGAGGCUUGUUAGUAGUUGGAUUGUGCAAACAGGAAUCAGAACAUCUGGAUUCUGUUUUAUUUUGUCACUGACUCACUGUGUGACUGUGGGCAAAUAAUGUAACCUCUGUGCCUGAAUUUCCCCAUCUGUAAAUAAUAGGAAUAAUACCUACCUCACAGGGGGAGGGGUUGGGACAUAUAUAAUAGGUAUAAAGUCCUUUGAGAUCUUUGAGUGAAAGGCACUAUAGACAUGUAAAACUUUAUUCUUGUUCAAAUAUGUAAAAACUCCUAACUGGAGCAAGAACAGACCCCUGUGUUGAAGGAGGAAGUCACACAAAUAGGGCGUGCCUAUGCUCACAACAUUCUGUACAGAGACUGCAAGUGUGUAUGUGCCUCUGCAGGUAUAUCUUACUGGCUUUAAUGAGAGCUUCACUCUUCCCCAGUUUUGGCAUUAUAAAUAAAGGAUGUGGCCUUUAUAUAAGCGUAAUAGGGUAGUCUGCUUUAUUGCAGGGUACAGCAUAUCUGUUCACUCUUCUUGUACAGAUCAAUGCUCAAUGCUCAUUUUGCUAAUCUACUGACCAUUUGGGUACAAAUAAGUGAUUUGACAGUGCUGCUGUUGCAGUUCUCAACCUGUUAGGGCAGUCUAUGAAGGCAGUGUAGCUGAAUACUUUCUCGAAGUUGUCAGCACAGAGAACCUGUGUGUUUUAAAUGUUUGUAACCUAAUGUUAAAAACCAGCAUGUGUGGGGAGGUACUGUACUUAAGGGGUUUUAGUUCUGUUCGAGGGCUAAACCCAGCAUGUUGCCAUUAGUCAAGCGCAUCUUUUUUUUUCCAAGCAAUUACAGUAUAUUUUCCUGUAGAAAGGUCACAGGUUUCUUGUUGAUCACAUUCCAUGAAAUGUGUUUAAUGGCAGAAUUGCUUUUUGCUGGCUUCCCCAGUGGAUGCUCCAGAGCUAGCCUUAAUGGUGCUAUCCAGCUGCUGAAGCUGGAUAGGCUGUUGACUGAAGGCAAGGUGUUCUGAUUUGGAGCUAAGAUACUUAUAAAGAAAACCUGAAUUGCUUACACUUCUGUUAAAUGAAGACCUUUAGCAUUAUUGAUUUCUUAAGCAUUCAUCCUUUUGCUUUCCAUUUCUGAAAACUCAGCCAAACCCCACCCAGCAGAUGGUUAAUUUGGAUUGUGCUGUAAAGAAAAACUCAAGGUAUGAUCAGAGGGUCAUAAAAGUAGGAGAUCAAAAAUAUCUAUUUUUCAUACUCUCCCUUACCAUUUUACCAUCUGAAACAAAACUGGAUUAGCAGUUCUGAAAUGUAAUGUUUUCUAUCUAAAAAGUAUCAUUACAAAUGUCAUAGGAAACAUCAUCAUUUAAGGCAUCACCUGGAAUAGAUCUGUUUAAACAGAAAAAGAUCUGCUUACUUGCAUGAAGUGGGAGGUUACUUUUCUGAUCAUGUUAGUUUACUCAGCCCACUAAACUCUAUGAUAGUUGGCCAGUUACUUUUACCAAGUCAACCAUAAGGUUUCUGUCAAAUCCCCAGCAGACAAGACAGCUGUAAAGCCAAGUUGUUGUGUCACCUCUUUUGCUUAGGAAAGUUGAGGAUGAAGCAUCAAAACCCCUUUCCCCUUUCUCCCUUUUAGAUAACAACUUGGUGACAGUGGUGUGUAGCUGACCCAUGGCAAGUAUUUUGCUCGGAAGACCAUCUUCCCUAAUACCAAAUAGACAUUGUUACAUCAAGGGAACUAGGUAGGACAGAUGACAAAAAGUCAAGGAUUCAGAUCAGGGUUUCCAACCUAGAUACUCUCUAUUACAAAGCUGACAGAAAGACUAGGUAGAAGUGUAACAGUUGGUGUCGUGGUGGUGUUUUUUUGUUUUGUGGGUUUUUUUGUUUGGUUUGGUUUGUGGGUUUGGGUGUGUUAUGUUGCUGUUUUGUUGGGGGUUUUUGUUUGUUUCUUAACACUCCCUGGAUAAUACCUUUUCACCAUCUAGCAGGUGAGGUAGCCUUUGAGCAUCAACCCAUAACUGUCUUCCAGCUGGGAGCCCUGUGGCUAUCCUGAGGUAUCAGGCAAGAGGAGUCUGCUGUAGAACCAAAGCUAGUGGCUUUAGGAGGUGGUGGGUAUUCUCUGGCAGGUGGAAUGGGCUCUCAAGCCAAAGAGUUCUCAGGUGCUUUACCUUAUGCAUCCCAAAAGCUGCUGCAACUGGUGCCCUGAAGCCUAGAGGCUAUGUGCAUGUUUAAGCUAGCUGGUAUCCUCUCCCUAUUUCUAUCUGUGCUAUCCUGGCUUAAUUUCCCUCCUUUCUUAAUAUUUUGGGAGUUUCCUUCCUAGUUGUUGGAGCUGAGGUGCUCCAAAUCUCCACUGUAGACACUGAGAACAUAUAAGCCCAUCAGCUCACAGGUCUUUUUUUUUUUUUUUUUCCUACUUGUUAGUAUUGAGAUUUGUCAGGGAGACAAAAGUUCCAGAAUAUUGUUGAUUGACAUACCCUUCCAGCAGUGCUCUUGAGGAAGAUGGUGAAAAGCUUUCUAUUAAAAAAUAUUAAUAAAUGUAUUGUUUCUUAAAUAACUGAAUAUUUUUUUCUGAGAAAAAGAUACAAUGAGAGCGUAAAAUCACUGAGCAGUCUAAACAUAAUGACAAAAGAAUGGUGUAAAGUGUGUUUAAAUAAUUACAGGGCUCACAAGGAGGAAGUGACACAUUUUUAAACUGAUAGUUGCAAGAUUGUUGCUGAGAGAAAUUUUUCUGGUCUGGAAAAGUAUUUUAUUUUAAAUAGUCAGCUGGCAGUAUACAUCAUUAAUUUGUAUAACUGAUGUGGCCAUUUAGGAAAUAGAAAAAAGUUUGCCAGCCCUUCAAAAUAUGCUAUCUUUGUCGCCUGUUUGUUUUUCCUGUAAAACUGGGGGGAGAGCACAGACAUAGCAACCAGUGCAAAAAAUGACAAAUUCUUUGAUAGAUUUCUACUGUUUUCAUAGAAAUUGAGUGGGGGACAAAGGUAGAGAGAGAAGAAAGCUUUUGUGUCGAAACUAAAGUGAUAAUAGUUUCUAACACUGUUGCUUCCUAUGGACUGCACAAUGCUCUAUUUUGCCAGCAAGUAGGUUUUGUCUCCUUCCAAUCCUUUUCAGAGGUGCAUAUGUAACUCUAUAUAGGUGUGUUGGGUGUUUUUUUUCCUUCAGGUUUUUAUUACAAUGGGUUGAUAUUCAGCAUGGGGCCAGGAACCUCAGUGAAAAUAUUCUUUUUGUAAUGGUUUCCUAACAAAGUGAGUAUUUUCAAAGUGAAUUUUUCAUCAUUGAUGUGGAAAAGCCUGUUCUGGUUUGGCAUGCUUUUAUGAUGAAGUAUUUUUCUGUACCUCUAGGAAUGGGAGUAGUUGCCUUCCUCUUCAUAGCAUGCUGUUAUCUUAAGACUUGAUGGACAAUACUGCAUAGAGAUAUUACUUGGAUGUGGCAUGAAACCAGAUACCUCUCAUUCUGUUGAAGGUGAGGCAGUAACGGUCAAGUAAAGAAAGGUCUUUGCCAUCUAAAGCGUUAUGUUAAAUGGAAAAUUACUGGAGUCACCUUUGUAUAUUAAGCUUAACUUUUAUUUGAAACUGGAAUUCAUCUCUGUGGGAUGAAUAUGGGAGCUGGAGUCCCAUUAAAUGUAUGAAAGCAAACCCAAUACUGUGUCACAGAAUUCAAUGAUAGCCUGUUACUUUUGUAAGUAAUUUUAAGCUAAUACUAAUGGGUUUGUUUAUUUGGGGGUUUUUUGGAAACCUUUCUUCUUGGAAAAAGUGCUUACUGCUUUCUAACCUUUUCCAUGUGUUCUAGAAAUAUUCCCAAGAACUCUUACCAACUGUAUGGCAAAUAAGGAGGCUUAUAUCUUGCACAGUGAUAACAGGUCAUCCUUCUGGCUUCACUUUUUUCAGUAUGAAACAAGGACUCCUAUAGUUGGAAAUGAAGAUUUCUGAUCCUUGAUCCUUCCCCUGUUGCUGCAGAACAGUUUCUUAACUUCCAUAUUUAUAACUCCAGGCUAUAGUUCGGGUAAAAGUGGACGUUAAGAGUGAGGGGGUAGGCAUGUGUUAAAACAUAUUUGCGAACAAGCAAUAAAUACAGCAUUUAUGUGCAAAGACAACCAAAACAUGCUGUCACGGAAGGUAACUUUCAGACUUCAUAACUAUGGUUGAUCAUUUAAUUAAGAUAUCUUUAGGAAAGAAUGCAUUCUUCUGGUUUUCUAAGUUUCCUAUUGUAAGAUGCACAGCCAGUGGUAUUGUAUCCAGCUGGACAGAAAGCAUCUUUAACCAAAUUUUUCUCUCUCUCCCCCCCCCCCUUUUUUUUCUUUUGCUAUUUCCAGUUCAAUCUGUGGUUUGGAUUGUUUUGGUUUGGUUUCGAGGUUUUUUGUGUGGUUAACAAACACAAGAGUCUUAAGAAGAACUUAGGUCUAUUGUGAGGCAGUAUGGAAAUGCAUUUAUGGCUUAUUCUGCUGCUCGCUGUAUUGAACGCACUAGUAUGCAGUCACAUGCUGCAGUUAAAAUGUGCAUUUGCUUUUGUUUUUUUCUCAUGCUCAGCUUUUUCAAGCAGCUUUGCCAUUGGUCAGAGAUGAAUACAGCUUCUGAAAUGGCCUACGUCAGCUUUAUUUUUGAAUGCUAAAAGAAAGUCAUUUGCAGGCUGAGGUGUGUGUGCUUGAUGAAAAAGGUAAAUAGCCACUGGUGACUGGGUGGUGGGUCUGAUGUAGCUACCAGACUUAUUAUUGAUCCUAUCUAACAAGGAACUGCAACUGGAAAGUCUUCAGCAUUUCAACAGUGUUUGUAUACAAGAAACACAUUUCAUCUCCCUCUGUACAGGAGUGAAAAAUAUUUUUCUUUUAUUUCUUUUUUUCCUUUGGUGCUAAAUGACCAGGAACAUAAUUUUCCUCCUGAGAAUGGCUUCUUGCACUGUUUGUGGUUUGUUGGUUUUGCAGGGUUUUUGUUUGGCUGGUUUUUUUGUUUGAGCCUGUGAAAUACAUAUGUAUGUGUUAGGUGCAUCCUGUGUUUCCAGGUGCCUUCCAUUUCAUGCCUCCUUGCUAGGGCCUGAGGUUGUUAUUUGGAGGGAACUCGAUGGUUGUAGCUUUUAGUACUAUAGCGUUCUUCAUCACACAUCAGGCCAUCACACACCAGCACACACCAAACAUUUCAUGUCCUCCCAUUUAGUAAUGUGCAUUAUAUAAAUGUGUUAUCCGUAUCUCUCAAUGAGAAUUCUGCCUCUAUCCCAUCUUUAUUGGUUAUUAAUUCUUGCUACCAUAGUACUUGCAGGCCUAAGAUGGAAACCAAUACAUGUUUUAGGUGUGCUUUGACCUUAAAUGUUUCCAAGCUGGAAGUGUAAGACACAACUGGGAGAAGUGAAAGCAGAGGUUGGCAGAAAAUAGCAAAUAAAAUAGAGAAAUUAUCCUUCUUAAUAUAGUAAGCAGAGGACAGAGGGAUACUAGCUGCUUGGUAAUCUAUUGGCAUUGUAGGUAAGUUGUGUCCUAAAGAAGAAUUUAAGGAGUGUGUAGUGGGCUGGUUGUUUAAUUUUAUUUUACCCUGAGCUACCUCAUUUGUAGAGAUGGAAUGGGAAGAAGGUGUAAGUUUUGGUAAGAAUUGCUCUAGGUAGGCAGUUGAGGCUGGAGUGAUGGGAAGACAGAGGCAAACACUUGUAUUUGGCUCUUUGACAUGCAAAUUCCUGAUGGAAAAAUAAAUCCAGCAGUUCAGUUUUAAAAGUUAAGAUUACACUUGCGCUUGCUAUGUAUGUCUCCAAAAGAAACAAUAAAUGACAAGGCAGGGUGUUUUCCUGAUGGUUUCCAACCUGUGCAAGAGCUGAAUGUCCACAGACCAAAAGGUGAUUUCAUAUUGGUCACUUCUGCUUUUAAAAGUGAAGGUCUGUUUUUUUGAAAACAGAUCUUUUUAAAAAUAAUCUCGUGCUUUUAAAGCAGACCUCCACACAAUCCUGAUUGUUCCCCUGUAUUUGCAGUUUUGUUUUCCUAAUGUAUCGGAUCCUAAUACAGUCCUUAUUGUAUCUGAAUUCUAAUAAUGUGCAGACAGCCCAAUAUAGUUAAUAUUAAGAAACCAUGACACAUUUUUAGUGUGUAGUGUAAUGGAUUUACAAGCUUGGCUUGAAGUGGGCUAUUGUUAGGUCUGUAACUGAUGGGUCAGAUGAAUGCAUAGCUGGCAGAAGGGGGCUUAGAUCUGCAGGAGGAAUGCCAAAGUUUUAUUUGCUUAAAAUAAACUAUUUGAAAAAUAAUCGGGGGCGGGGGGGGGGGGGUGGGUUGAGGGAGAGAGAGAGGUUUAAUGGAGCAGAGAGAUGUGCUGCUGUUUUUUCCAAGCUUCAUUGAUAAGAAUGCUGCUAACAGCAAUUUCAUUAUAUAUAGAUGAACAAGUUAUUUGGAAACCUUUGUACUUGGUUUCUCCUAAUUGAGUUUCAGAACAAACCUGGCCUCUGAUUACUGUUUGGCAUAGCUCUGUUGCACACUGAGCUUCUUGAAUUCAUCUACAUCUGAAGUAGAACUGAGCUUCUUCCUUGGGUUCUCUGGAAUCUGUCAAUGUGGCCACUUCUCAGCAUGGGUAAUGUAUUUUCUCCCAGGCCCAGUUGGUGUCACUAAAUGAUUUGUCAUCCUCAACUGAUUGCCCAGAUAUUCAUAGCAGGCUUGUUCUUCUGUCUUGCAUGCUUUAAUGAGCAGCUCUUACAAAGUCAACAGGGUUAGCAUUUGUAUCUGAAUAGGGCAGCUAAUACCUCUGAGCUGACUCUUCACAUUGCAUCUCAAGCAGUUACUGCUUUAGUUCUGCCAUUGCUCUGUUUUCAAGGUUAUCUUGACAACCAUAACAUCUAGAAAUCCUAGACUGUAAAGAAUAAAGCCACAGGGAAAAAAAAAGGGGGGGGGAAGGAAAAAAGGUUGAGUUUGGGCAAAGAGUAAAAUCUGUUCUUUGUGCAGUCUCUUUGCGGAUGGCUAAAUUCAAAGUGGAGAAUGUAUCUAGAUCCACUGAAAGUCAGUAGGCACCAGUGCUCCUCAUAUUUGGCAGUUAUAAUAGCAAACCACGUAAAGCCAAGGACAUCUAGUAGUAAAAGUUUAUAUUUAGGGUAAUUAACUUUGAAGUUAAAAGGGAAGAGGCCUCAAUUCAAGAAAGCUGUUCAUCACGUACUUAAACAUCACUGAAGUCAGUGGAAUGUAUCUGUGGGUCAAAAUGUACAAGACCCCAGUUCAGCAAAGCUCUUUUAACCUAAAUUGGGGGAUUGUCCUGUAGAGAUUAAUGGUGAAGGACCAGGCUCUGUAUGUUGAUUGUCAGAGGAAAGAGUCAAUUUACCUGAGGAUGGAGUUCCUUCACAAGCCUCUGGGUAAAUGCUCGUUUGAUUGCAGGCCCUUGUGGCCUUUCCCUGACUGCACAUGCCAUGCUGCUUUGACUGCUAAUUCUUACCACAAGCAGGGUAAGCUUAGAGAAUGUUUUCUGACACAGGAAGAAAGAACAACAACUUCUGCAUUAGCACAUUGCCAGCUGUAAAGGGGUAGUAAGUGGUGCAUGGAGGUUGUAUGUGCAAAUGUCAGUUUAACCUGAGGCCUUUUCUCAGGUGUGUUUUCUCAUUUUAAAAAUGCAUCCCUCCAGGCUGGUGGACAGACCUGACAAGUUCAACAGUGAUCAACAUCCACCACUGGUACUAGGGUUCUUGUUUGUCAGCUGCUGGCACAGCACUUUGUGCUGGUAUAUAUGAUUUCUUUGAUGUAAAUUCAGAACAAGCUGGAAAUAUCUGAGAUGAUUUUUUUUGCCUGACUUGAGAGGCUUAUAUGGAGUGGGCAGGGCAACAGUGAUGGAAAAAUCAGGGAAAAUACCUGUGCUUUUAACAAUGUCUCUUCUGUGGCUUUGAAAAUCCCAAGAAUUUCUCAGCCAGAGAAUGUAUUUCCUCCCUCUUUUUUAUAAGCUACUUCUUUCUUUUGCCUUAUUAAUUGUGGAUCUGCUCCUGCUUCUAUUUAAAGCCAGAUGCAAAAAUCAGUGACUUGACUUUCCUAGGUACAAUGUUGUAAAUCUGAAGAACCAGGUGAGUAGAUUACUCUAGUGGAAGAUCAUGCCCCCAUGUCUGUUCUUUUGAGUCAUGGGAUAGUUCCUGCUUAUGUUGAAAUCACUGUGUGGAGGGUGUUGGGUAUUUCAUAAGGAACUCCAAACUCCGCAAGACUGGGAUUCAUCUUACAACUUAAGUAUUUCAGUCUGGUUUUGGAGACCUCUGUAUGUCUUCUCUUCUGUUCAUGGUGUUCAAAAGUCUGUUGCUAUGGAAGUAGCACCUGAAGAUAUGUUUUGCCGAAGAACCUGCAAUGAAGCUGUUGCAUUAGCAAAUGGUAAUGUAUGUACCCCAGAGUUGAGUAAAAUAACAGAGGCCACCAAGUUUUUCUUGUUUUUGUGAUGAAAUGUUGUCAAAUUAAGUGAUUUGUUGGAACCUUCCUUUAACUUCUGUACAACAGUAAGCUUAGAGGAAAAGAAGAUUGCAUUAUUUUUUAAAAAGCUUUAUUUGUGACCUGGACUUGUUGCCUCUGACCCUCUUGGGCUUAAAUAGUUAUAUUAAUGUCCAGUUUGUUUCACUGUAGGUAACACAUCAACUGAAUACUCUUGUGCAUAAUCUACUGUAUCUUUCCUCUGUUCUGUGUCAAUGUAUUAUGUGUAUUUGGAUUACAGUUCUUUUUUUGUAUUAAAUUAUUUUAUGUUAUAGAACAAUAUUUAAGCAAAGCAAAGAGCUAAUGAAAGUUGUUGGCGUUUUGGGAUUUCUUUUCUCUUUGCUCUUUUUUUGGAUGUACUGUAAAUUGUAAACCAAGGAUGCCAAGCAGGCUUGGUUCAAUGGCUGAAAUUAUUGUAUUACAGUGUAAUGCUGAUCUAGGCCUUGUCUCAACACUAGAGCACACAGACUUGAAUAAAACUGUUAUAAAAGUGAUCGUC
Strigops habroptila (Kakapo) is the source of this 13188-nucleotide messenger RNA. RefSeq names its product mitogen-activated protein kinase kinase kinase 9 (gene MAP3K9). The coding region runs from base 138 to 3287 and encodes 1049 amino acids. The record is from RefSeq and is a predicted model, not a curated record. The transcript has 11 exons. Gene Ontology annotation, molecular function: ATP binding; protein binding; JUN kinase kinase kinase activity. Lineage: Eukaryota; Metazoa; Chordata; Aves; Psittaciformes; Psittacidae. Gene Ontology annotation, biological process: protein phosphorylation.